AUGAAGAGAGGCGCAGAGAGACAAAUCAGCAAAGACGACGGCGAUGACAUAGAGCAGGAAGUCGAAGACCCUGGCAAGGGUUUCCAAAAGGCAGACGAGUCUGUCCUCACAAAGCGGCAAAUACGUGGUUUACCCAAGCGAGCUACGGCUUCAACUAAGGCUUUGUCUUUCGCCGGACUCCCCAGUGCACCUCUUUCACCCGCGGAUUCGGAAUCACCUGCUGUUCCAAAAUUUGGUGGUUUCUCAGGGUUUGGUUUAGGAGCUGGGCCGAGUCCCUUCUCAUUCACCCCUCCAGCCGCUACUGCAUUCGCGACCUCAAACGUUACACACACUGCGUCUACUGCUACAAAGGACUUUGCAUCGGUGGUACAAGCCACUAGUACUGCCAAUGCAUCCAUGAAUCCUUCAGAUGAAGAUUACAACGCAGAACUGAAAUAUUACAAGUCUAUUCGUGGUCUUAACAUCUCCCUUUUGUCAGCUAUCCAAAAAGCUGUAGACCAGGAUCCUUUUAUUGACAUCGCAGGCCUUCUUGAGAGUUAUAAAAAUCUGCGGACUACCGUCCAGACAGAUCUUGAUAGCUCAUCCAAAGCCGCUAGCCAGAAGGUAUCAGCUUCUGGCCCUCAUGUGCUCGAGAAGGCUGCACCUCCAGUAACUGGAUUUCCCGUGCCAAAAGGCUUCUCUGGAUUCGGUAGCUUUGGUUCCCCAUCAUUACCUACUUCAUCCACAAAUGGAACGGAUAAGAGCUCGACACCUAACAAUGCCUUCGCCUUCUCCACAUCAACUUCCAACACGAGCUCGACCCCAACUUUCGGUUUCGGUGCCAAAACGAGUGAAGAUAAUCCUGCAACACCAUCUCCCUUUGGCACUUCGGAAGCCCCGAAAUCGGCUUUUUCAUUUGGGACUAAAUCCGCUGAUUCCAACUCCUCAAUAUCCGCUAAAACCGGUACAGGAAAUGAAGACACCAAAACCGGAAGCACUGGUCUAUUCGGCAGUUCCUCCUUCACACCACCUACAAACACUUUCGCAUCCGCUGCCACCGACAAACCCACCAGUGCUUUCGGCACGUUUGGCGGAGGCUCGCCACCAAAAGGAAAUGGUUUUACGUUUGGGAAGACGGGGGGAGGGAGUAUUGGCAAUCCAGUAGGGUUUGGAUUCGGCGUCGCGAAGCCUGCAGAUGGGGCUUCUACGUCUUCAUCGAGCGCCCCCACGGAAUUCAGCUUUGGUGUUCCACCAACCAAGUCUGUCUCUCCGCCAAUGGAUACCACCAGUCGAUCAGGUUCACAACCUGCUGCCACCGAUGAGAGCACAGACGAUGCAAAGUUGCUGCCAACUAGCAAUCACGAUGGUGAAGGCGAGGGUGAAGAAGAUGAAGAGACAACGUACACCGUGAAGGCUAAAGUCUUCAAGCUUUCAAAGACUUCUGACAAGUCUGAGUGGAAGGAACUGGGUAUUGGUAUGUUCCGUUUGAAGAAACAUAAGGAGACAGGCGCACGACGCGCACUGAUGCGCAACAGUGCCACGGGGAGGAUUGUUAUUAACUUCAGGUUGUUCGCGUCACUAACCCCAACACUGAUGAAGACAAUGGUAUCCUUUGUCGGACACGAUGAAGGUGCUCCGGCAUCGUUCCGAAUCCGUGUAAAAACACCUGAGCAAGCUCAGGAGCUCAAGAAUGCUUUGGAUCGCGAGGUCGCAGCUGUCAAAGAGUCAAAUUGA
This is a messenger RNA of Suillus fuscotomentosus, 1713 nucleotides long. RefSeq lists its product as uncharacterized. Gene Ontology annotation, cellular component: nuclear pore. NCBI's taxonomy places the organism in Eukaryota, Fungi, Basidiomycota, Agaricomycetes, Boletales, Suillaceae. The transcript is spliced from 7 exons. The coding region runs from base 1 to 1713 and encodes 570 amino acids. The record is from RefSeq and is a predicted model, not a curated record. Gene Ontology annotation, biological process: intracellular transport.